AUGAUGACGUGCCGUCUGCUGUGCGCCCUGUUGGUGCUCGUCCUGUGCUGCUGCCCUUCCGUGUGCGUGACAACAACUGAAGAUAUAGCUGGUAAUUCUGGAAAAGAUUCCGGUUCAACAAAUUCUGAGCCAGACGAACAAGAUCAUUUGACGGAAUCGCCCAGUACAACUUCUCCUUCGCAAAAGACAGGAGAGGGAGAGAAAGACAAUAAACAGACAGAAACUAUGGUGACUCAUACGUUAGAGACAACGAGUACAGUAACCGAAACGGCAGAGUCACAACGUAAUCUCAAUAAGAAACAGGAUCAGGAAGGGCAAUUAAGCAAGGAAGAGACUGAAAAUACGAACACUAACACGUCAAAUGAACAAAAGAAGGCCGCCGCACCAACUACGACCACGACGAACACGACGACCACGACUACCACCACUACAACCACGAGUACAGGGGCGCCAACCACGACGACCACCCGCGCACCGUCACGUCUUCGUGAAAUCGACGGCAGCCUCAGCAGCUCUGCGUGGGUGUGUGCCCCGCUGCUGCUCGCCGCAUCCGCGCUGGCGUACACCACUCUGGGCUGA
Trypanosoma cruzi is the source of this 579-nucleotide messenger RNA. Its product is annotated as mucin TcMUCII, putative. NCBI's taxonomy places the organism in Eukaryota, Euglenozoa, Kinetoplastea, Trypanosomatida, Trypanosomatidae. Bases 1 to 579 code for a protein of 192 amino acids. The record is from RefSeq and is a predicted model, not a curated record. The transcript has a single exon.